Messenger RNA from Aphis gossypii (cotton aphid), 342 nucleotides. RefSeq lists its product as uncharacterized. NCBI's taxonomy places the organism in Eukaryota, Metazoa, Arthropoda, Insecta, Hemiptera, Aphididae. The record is from RefSeq and is a predicted model, not a curated record. The transcript is spliced from 4 exons. The coding region runs from base 1 to 342 and encodes 113 amino acids.
AUGCUCAAGAAUGGAAAGAAUAUUGGCAUUAAUAAACCUACUACCAUAACUGGACAUAAUAAUGUUGCUGAGUCUAAUGUUGAUUUUAGUUUUCAUAAUGAUAUUGAUAUUAGUUUUGAAAUAGAAGAGGGUGAUGAAAUAGUUCUUGAUACCCAACAUUUUGAAACAGAUGAAGUAGUUGAAGAUAUUAAUCACUCUUUAUUACUACCAUUUAACAAAGAAAACAAAUUAGAUUUAAAAGACCUUGAUAAUUCCGUCAAUAAAAUCGAUAAUAUCUCAACUUCUGUUUUAACUGAAAAACAUUCAAAAAAAUUCCAAAACAUCGGUCUAAUGCAGCGAUAA